Molecule: messenger RNA, 2373 nt
Organism: Camellia sinensis
Lineage: Eukaryota; Viridiplantae; Streptophyta; Magnoliopsida; Ericales; Theaceae
Product: beta-amyrin 28-monooxygenase
Biological process (GO): sterol metabolic process
Molecular function (GO): oxidoreductase activity, acting on paired donors, with incorporation or reduction of molecular oxygen; iron ion binding; monooxygenase activity
Source: RefSeq, a predicted model, not a curated record
UCCAUUUAGCUCAUUAUUUGCAUAUAUGGAUCUCCUCUUACCAUUCAUUUUGUCUAUCUUAUUACUCUCCACAUCUCUUGCUCUCAGUCUCAUCUUCUCUUUCUUCACCAAUAAACAACACAAAUGUACUCAAAACCUCCCACCAGGCAAAACAGGAUGGCCUGUAAUAGGAGAAACUCUAGACCUCAUCUUGUCAGGCCUCAAGGGCCACCCUGAAAGGUUCUUACAAGAGAGGAUGAGACAACACUCCUCAACCAUAUUCAGGACAUCCUUAUUCGGAUCGAAGAAGAUGGUCUUCUUCUGUGGUCCUUCUGCAAACAAGUUCUUGUUCUCCAAUGAGAUCAAACACGUGGCAACUUGGUGGCCUCGAUCUUUCAACAAAGUGUUCUUGUCCGCCACGCCUGCCGACCCUUCUCACACCCCGGAUAUGAUAAUCAUGGAGGAAUCGAAGCGGUUUCGACACUUGAUUUUGGGAUUCUUAAAGCUUGAGGCCCUGCAGAAUUAUAUAGAGAUCAUGGACUCGGUGGCUAAGCGGCACAUAGAAGAGGAAUGGGCUCCCAAGAUCGAUAAUCUGGUGGUGGCUCAGCAGGCCAAGCUGUAUACAUUCGAGUUGGCUUGUCGAAUUUUACUCAGAGUUACGGAUCCGAGUAAGGUGGCGCAAUUUGAAGAUCGAUUUGGUAAUGUACUUGCCGGGGUGAUGUCACUCCCUCUCGAUUUUCCCGGUACAGCUUUAAAUAGAGCCAUCAAGAACGCCGAUUUCAUUCGCCAGGACAUCGUAGCGAUCAUAAAAAAGAGGAAAAUGAGUCUGGACGAGCAACAACAAAACAACAAUAAAGACUCAUCGACCACUCGAGACCUAUUGGCUCACUUGCUACACACUGCAGAUGAGAAUGGCAAGUUCAUGAAUGAAGUAGAAAUUGCUGACAAGAUUAUAGGCCUUCUCAUUGCCGGCUAUGACACUGCUUCUAGUACUCUCACCUUCAUCCUCAAGUAUCUUGCUGAAUAUCCCCAUGCUUACCAUGAGGUCUUCAAAGAACAAAUGGAGAUAGCAAAAUCAAAAGAACCGGGACAAAUGCUCAAUUGGGUGGACAUCCAGAAAAUCAAGUACUCAUGGAAUGUAGCAUGUGAAGCAAUGAGGCUAGCACCACCUUCCCAAAUAGGUUUCAAAGAGGCUUUAACUGACUUUUCUUUUGCAGGUUUUACUAUCCCGAAAGGAUGGAAGGCAUGUUGGAGUGUGCAUUCUACUCACAAAAAUCCUGCAUAUUUUCCAAAUCCAGAAAAAUUUGAUCCAAGAAGGUUUGAAGGAAAUGGACCAGCACCAUAUACAUUUGUACCAUUUGGAGGAGGACCUCGGAUGUGUCCCGGAAAAGAGUAUGCCCGAUUGGAAAUCCUUGUUUUUAUGCAUAAUUUGGUGACAAAGUUCAAAUGGAGCAAGUUAAUCCCAAAUGAGAAAGUCGUGUAUAAACCGAACCCAAUUCCUGAGAGUGGUCUUCCAAUUCGCCUCCACCCUCACAAAAUUUAAGCCACAAUACCAUUUGAGAUUGAUUUGGUAACGUGUUUGUUUGUAGAUUUCAGUUUAUGUUGCUUGGUAUCUAAUUUCAUUUACAAAAUGCUAGCCAUCGGUUACCGGUCGUCACCACUACCAACCACCAUCAUUCACGACAUCUUCUAAUCACCACCACAUGGUAGGCAAUCAUCUUUAGCCACCAACAACUGCAUUUUAGUGGGUUUAUUGUAAGGUUUGUUUUUAUUAUCAAUAAACUUUCCUUUUCGUUGGUAAAAAUAAAAAAUAAAAAAUUCAUAUGGGUGGAAACCACCUCCAACCAUCAACAACCACCAUUUUCUGUUGAAAAUCACCUUCGGAUGCCACAGAAACAACGUCUGGCCACUAUUUCUGGUGAUCAAUAAUCACUUUCAAUCAACACCUCUAGCCAUCUCCUCUUAUUUAUAAAAUAAGUUUUUGAAACGAGUCUUACCAAACUUUUUUUGUUAUGUUUUUAAAAAUAAAAAAUUAUUAUAUGUUUAAAAAUAAUAUUAAAUUGUCAACCUUAUCAAAUCACAUCUUAAUAACUCAAUGGCAGUAUGUUUACACAUUGAUUUAUAAUUUUAAAGGAAAAUGUGUAUACUAUGCUUAUUUUACGGAUGUUUGUUCAAUCACUGGUAUCUUAAAUGAAUUUUAUGUUUGUCCUGAGACCAUGGUUCUGUAUCUUGAAUAAAUUUUAUGUUGUUUAAUUAAAGUUUUUUUAUUUUCAUUUUUAGAGAGGGCUUUAAUUAAGCUGUUGAAAGUUGCAAUUUGUUGUUUUGGCUUUGAUUGGAUGGGAAAUUCUAUAGUACUUGACCCCCCAUAUCAUAUGAUAUCCCUUUCCGGAUUGU